GACUGCCUGCCACGCUCCCGAGAAAUUGUUUACAUCGAUAGAGUUAAUUAAUUAAAAAAUUAAAAUGGCGCGUUUUUUAUUUACGGCGGAAUGAUCGAUGACAGCCUUAUGCGCAGUUGGGCCGGCAGUUGAAUCGUUAUCAGUCGUUACGUUUACGCUCAUAUUUUCCGCUCGUUCUCCAUGUUUUGCAUCUUUCAAUAGGUUUAUUGAGGUUGACAUGCUGUCAAAUACGUUUAGCAACCGGAGUUUCACGUCUUGCGUUCUUCCCGAGCAGAUUUACAUGGGCUUCGUAUUAUAGGCCGAGAUGUAAAACUAUUCACCUCCAUCAACCAAUGUUGCAAGAGCACGUUACUGUCGAGGGCCGGCUGCUCGUUGAUACGCCGCGGAGAACGUUAGAGAGGUCGUUCGAACAUGGAUCAAAUCAUUGACAUGGACGAUGACGAGACUGGGUCGAUGCGCUCUUCCGGGAAGAGCUCGGCGAUACCCUUCGGCUGCAUUAGCUCGAACUCGAUAUGUUAUGUCGCGAUCACGAUCGCGACUCUCGCCUUCCUCGGCACCAUUGUCUUCAUCUGCAGGGACUACAUAAAGCUGCUUCUCUACUGGAUCGAGCAUCAGAACGCCUGGGUCAUCGCCGUGAUCUUCAUAGGCCUGUUCACGGUGGUGUCGUUCCCAAUCGUGAUCGGCUACCUGUUCCUCAUCGUCGCCAGCGGUUACCUAUUCGGCAUGGUGCGCGGCAUGGCGAUCGUCAUACUCUCCGCCAAUCUCGGCAUCGCGAUCGCCCACGUCACUUUGGGUCUGUUGUCCACCAGGCUGCCGAUAGGCGCUCUCCUGCAGAGUGACACGGCAAGGGCAAUACUCCGGGUGAUAUCUGGGCCCCAGGCCUUCAAGAUCGUACUGUUCGCGCGGCUCACUCCGAUCCCCUUUGGUCUUCAGAAUACUAUUUUUGCAGUCAGUAACAUAGGUGGUUUUCAUUACCACAUAGCCAGCGCAAUAGGUCUACUACCCGCCCAACUCGUCAACGUUUAUUUGGGUAGUAGUCUGAGGUCGAUGCAGGACGUACUAGAGGACAAAUCCACAGCGGCGACUGGUUACGUAGUGUUUUGCUUUCAGAUAUUAGUAGGAGUCUCGCUGAUGGUCUACAUUGUACAGAAGGCGCGAAAGGAGCUUCAGUUGACAUUGCUCGAGGCGGAUCUCGCGUCCCUGGCAAAUUCUCCUCAUUACAUUCUGGACGGUCUACCAGAUUCCAAGAUCAUUUUAACGAAUUUAAUCGCGUAAUUCUUUCUUUUAUUUUUUACUGAACUUUACAAGCAUUUUGACUGCUCGUGAUUUUAUUUCGAGCAACAACUCCGACUUCUUAUUUCUUCAUAAGUUAUAUCUCUAAUAUUAUUUCUUCCAGAAGUGUAUUUCAUGUAUCUUCCAGAAAUGUAUUUCACUAAGACUUGUCGAUGAUGCUUUCGAAAAGUUAGGCUUUCGAAUGUGGAGUCAUGUACAGGAACCAGUUGUCACAAAAAUCGUGCACAUAUUUAUAAGUCUUACCAAAGCUAACGUGAUUCUAGUACCAAACAAAGCUCAUAGAGCAUGUGGUGCGUGCAUGUAUAUUUUGAUAAAAAAUAAUAGAUGGAAAAGGAGAUGACACGGAAGUGCAGAUCCAAUGUAUAAAGCUUCCUUGCAAUAAGAGCAUGCUGUAAUUUAUAUAUUGCUCACAUAUAUAGUAUGUAUGUAUAUAUUAUAUAUAUAUAUAUAUAUAUAUAUAUAUAUAUUUAUACACACAUAUAUAUAUAUAUACACACAUACACAACUAGGAUUAAUGAUAGAGACUGAAACUUUACAUUUAUAUAUCUUUGCACUGUUAUCUAUUAUUGGUCUCUCUUGUUUUUUUAGUUCCUCAUAAUUCGAAAUUUGUUAACGAUAUUAAUGUGCAUUUGUCCGUUAUCUUAAGCGAUAUUCCAUUUGUACAUUGUAUUAUAUUAUAAAGAGAGAUACUGUUAUAUCUGUACGAUAUAAUCUGAAAAGAGAAUGCGUCCCAAUGAUGAAAGAAAGAGAAAAAGAAAGUGAAUAAUAAAUUUUGUCAUUCUUUAACC
This is a messenger RNA of Solenopsis invicta (red fire ant), 2081 nucleotides long. RefSeq names its product transmembrane protein 64. The transcript is spliced from 4 exons. Bases 412 to 1275 code for a protein of 287 amino acids. Lineage: Eukaryota; Metazoa; Arthropoda; Insecta; Hymenoptera; Formicidae. The record is from RefSeq and is a predicted model, not a curated record.